This is a messenger RNA of Amphibalanus amphitrite, 1549 nucleotides long. Its product is annotated as inhibitor of growth protein 4-like. The record is from RefSeq and is a predicted model, not a curated record. Gene Ontology annotation, biological process: regulation of DNA-templated transcription. Bases 262 to 1011 code for a protein of 249 amino acids. The transcript has 2 exons. Lineage: Eukaryota; Metazoa; Arthropoda; Thecostraca; Balanomorpha; Balanidae. Gene Ontology annotation, cellular component: nucleus.
AUGUUGAGUGAAUUGAUAUGAUUGAUAUUGAUAUCAUUAUUCUCCCCCCUGGAUUGCAUUCUCUUUGUACAGAACUACAUAAGAUGAGAAGAUAAAUUUGUGCAUAUUUUUAGACUGGUUUCCCUGGAUGGGAUCUUUUUAUUUAUGGUGAACUUGGUUGAAGAAGACUGGCUGACAGCAUGUCAGGUUUAUGUGACAGUGAAAGGAUUUAAUUGACAGUCAAAGGAUUUAAUAUAAUCCUGGCUGCCAUUACCUGUGACCAUGGCACACUCAAUUCACCUGGAGCAUUACCUGGACAGUUUAGAGAGCCUGCCAGCUGAGCUGCGGCGCAACCUGACCCUGCUGCGUGACCUGGACGAGCGCGCAGAGGGCCUGUCGGGCAGCCUGGUGCGCGAGGCCGACCGGUACUCGGCCGAGGUGGCCGGACUGGAGGCGAGCGGCCGCCGCCACCAGCUGGCCGCCAUCGACCAGCUGCACACCAAGCUGCGCGAGCUGGCCGACGACAAGGUGCAGCUGGCCAUCCAGACGUACGAGCUGGUGGACAAACACAUCCGCCGGCUCGACUCGGACCUGGCGCUCUUCGAGUCCGAGAUCAAACAGAAGGGACUCGGCGCGCGCGGCCGCUCCACCGACGAGUCGGGCAAAAAGGCGGCGCGCAAGAAGAGCGACGGUCGCCGGCGGCGCAAGUCCUCCUCGGACGAGGGAUCGCCUCCACCGCAGAAGCGCGGCCGCAAGUCGGCGUCGGGCGCGGCGGCGGCCGGCGAGGAGGGAGCGGCGCCGACGGAGCUCAGCCUGGGCAUCACGCACCCGUCGGACGUGCUGGACAUGCCGGUGGACCCGAACGAGCCGACCUACUGCCUCUGCCACCAGGUCUCCUACGGCGAGAUGAUCGGCUGUGACAACCUCGACUGUCCCAUCGAGUGGUUCCACUUCGCCUGUGUCGGACUCACCACAAAACCCAAGGGCAAGUGGUUCUGUCCAAAGUGUAACCAGGACAAGAAGAAAAAGUGAUUGGGCCGUUAAUGGAGAGCUCAUGAUUUCCAAACGAGCUCAUGAUAUCCAAACGUGCCUGACCUAUGAGAGGUGAGUUUUGUACGAUUUUUUCCCAACUGUUUUGCUAGUGAUAUUUGGAGGAGGCAUUUCUUUUUGCCGUAGCAUAACGUGCAGUGCCGUCUGAGUUAUCGACCCAUGUAACAUUCAUCUUCAUUGCAUUGUAUCAUGAGUUACACUUCGCAUUACGCGAUGUAGUCUUUGAUGAGUCACUUAUGCUGGUAGGGAACACUUUUUUUUUGCACCCCGAGAGCAGCUGAAAGACGGUAGCUUAACAGGCACCUAUGUCGUGGUUUUGGCUACGAUGAAACUCAUGUUGUCUUGAGACUCGAUGAUUUAGUAUCAGUUUGCAAUGCUCAACGUCCUUACAUCUGCCGUUUUGCGUUAGGUAAUUAUCACUACAGGUUGCAGCGUCAUUUCGAUAUACUUUAAGCUCAGCUUGGCUGAUAUUCAGUCCCAUCAUGUAAUGUGACAUUGAACAAUACACCUCAUGCCAUUC